AUGGGGAACUCCACCUAUAUGAAUGGAGCAGAGAUCAAGAAAUCUCAACCAGAUCAUACACCACUUGUCCGAAAAGGGCUAUUCAAGUUUGAUAAGUGGAUAGUCGUUACAUCAAUAGCAAGCCCAACAGAGCAAGUGAAGUACCUUGCUAAGAUGAAAGACUGGCGUUUGGUUGUUGUUGGGGAUUUGAAGUCGCCUUCAGUAUGGAGUUUACAAGGCUGUGAUUAUCUCAGUGUUGAGACACAGAAGCAGCUGGGCUUUGCUAUAACAGAUCACUUACCGUAUGGAAGCUACGCUAGAAAAAACAUUGGCUACCUGUAUGCAAUACAGCAUGGAGCCAAGGUCAUUUACGAAACUGAUGAUGACAACAGACCCAAUGAUAACUUAAAAGGUUUUGUUUUAACACCCUCUACGCCUGGACUGAUGUUUGUUGGAAACAACGUUUUUAACCCCUACCUUCACUUUGGGCAGUCAACGCUGUGGCCCAGAGGUUUCCCACUUUCUUACAUUGGCAAAAAACAACAAAGAUUGUACAAAAUCAGCAGCAGUUGGGACACACCAACAAUUCAACAAGGUUUAGUUAAUGGCGAUCCGGAUAUGGAUGCUAUUUUUAGACUGUCCAGGAAAUCAGAAUCUACUCCUUUAAAUGUGACCUUUGACCCAUUAGCUCCCCCUGCAAUAUUACCUGAGGGUGUAUUCAGCCCUUUUAACUCACAGAACACAUUAUUUCACGAUGCAGCUUUUUGGGCACUUUUUAUUCCAACAACAACGACAUUCCGCAUGUGCGACAUCUGGAGAGGAUAUUGGGCACAAAGACUUAUGUGGGAGAUUGGAGGAACACUUGGCUUUUUCCCUGCUAACGCCUACCAGGUACGGAAUUCACAUUCUUACAUCGAAGACGCCAAACAGGAGAAGGACAUGUAUUUCCAAACCGAAGAACUUAUCGAGUUCCUGGGAAAUUGGAAAUGCGAGACCACAUUUUCAUUUUUUCAAUGUGUUGUUCAGCUGACCUCUGACAUGGCAGAUCAGAAGUAUUGGAAACACGAAGAUGUAAAUUUGGUCAGAUUGUGGCUACUUGAUCUAAAAGAACUUGGAUACCAAGAGCCGGAGAGGGUUCAGUUGAAUGGAUUCAGUUGGAAUACAGAAGACAGUUAUUUAUAUGGAAAUACCAUCACUACUACGGGCCGUGUAAAUGAGAAUAGAUCGUUACUCAACAACGUAUGGUAUUCAUCAGUAGAACAAGAGAAGCCUUCAUUAAAUCAAGAAACCAGCAAUAAGAAAAGAACAAGCGCGAUCUUAGAUAAGAUGGUGUCAAUGUGCGCAAAUUCGAAACAUAAUCCUUUAAAAAAUGUGUAUAAUCCACACCCGAAAAAUGCUCAAGUCUUUUCAGAUACAUUGCUUGUUGUAAUUUUUAACUUCCCAUUUUACAAGAAUGUUAAAUACUUAGAUGCUAUCCACAGUCAAGUUUUUAAGUACAUAGUCUACUGUGGUGAGAACAUCAAUUUAUUUCUACAAGAAACCGGUGAUCUGGGUAAAACGUUAACUUUUAUUGAGGCUUUUGUUGACAAGGGGAUUUUCGGUUAUAUGUGUGCGGUCAAAGCUAUGGAGAUGGGAUACAGAGUUAGCGGCUUUUUAGUAGCUGGUGAUGACGUCCUUCUUAAGCCUUGGGUAUUGAUGAAUAUGAAAAAAGACCAUGCAGGCAUAACACACCAUGCUAAAUUUUACAUGAACACAUCAGAAACUACAAGUCACUGGACGUGGUGGGGUAGAAAAGUUGGUAGACAGGCAUUUUUAAAAACCUUAGAGUAUUUCAAAAAUAUUUCAAAUACCCCAGUGGGAGUUAAAAGCAUCAGAAAUUUCUUAGAUACGUUACUAACACAUACAAAUUCCACGGAACUUGUGCCAAAAGGAUACAGUGAUUUGUAUUAUAUUCCCAAAACAAUGCAAAAGUCUGCCAUUUGUUUAUCAGUUCAGUGGUUGUCACGUAAACUGACUGACUUACUCCACGUGUUUUCUUUUAUGACCUCUGAGGAACAAAUGGCUGAAGCCACGGUUUUGAGCAGCUAUAUUUAUUUGUGCCAACGUAAGCCCUCAGCCCUUGUCUCGUCUUCUAAGGUCCUCAUCUAG
This is a messenger RNA of Physella acuta, 2127 nucleotides long. RefSeq lists its product as uncharacterized. The record is from RefSeq and is a predicted model, not a curated record. NCBI's taxonomy places the organism in Eukaryota, Metazoa, Mollusca, Gastropoda, Physidae.